AUGACGAAGGUCGUGUUCUUCACUAGCGCCAUCGUGCUUGCAGUCCUUCUCCUAGGAACAGACCAUGCCCAAGGUACGCCUAGUUGUGAAGCAUGCAAAGCAGCUGUGAAUGCCUUGAGAGACCUUGGAACAGAUAUAACGGAGCGUUCUUGCCGUGAUGCAGUUGACCAAGAUGACGAAGACGUAUUGUGCGAGAGCCUGGCUGGAGCUGCCAAUGAAAUCAGUUCAAACUUAGUGACGUCGAAAGAAAUUUGUAAAAGCCAAGGGUUCUGUUCAGAUCCACCGUCUUAUCCCAGGAACGAUAUUGGCUUCCCAGAAGUUUCUCUAGACCCUGAAAUUGUGAGGGACACCGCUGUUGUAGCAGGAACAGCAGUGCUCAUAGGUGGGAUUGCUGCACUUUUGAUCGAAUUGUCACCUGUAUUGAUUCCACUCGUUAUGGUUGGUCGAAAGAGGCGUGCCAUUUCCUCCACAGAUUGGAAUCUACGAGAGAUCUACGACGAGGAAGAGUACGAUCAGUUCAGGAACCUGGACAACCCACCCAAUGCUGUCAAUGAUCUGUCUGAACGAUUGGAUGCUAACAUGACUGCAGCUGAAAUGAAACUGAUGUGUGAUGUGUGCAAACUCCGAAAAUCUCUCGAUCCCUCCAAUACCAAUGAGUCUGACGGGGAGGGUCGGUCUGAAGGGAUGAUCCUGUGCCGCGCACUUCCGUCAAAGAGGGACCAGCGAAAGUGUAUAAAGGACCUGCGUCAGAUCAUCGAGACCAUAGGAUCCUUAUUUGGUCCUGCUGAAUCUUGCCAGUUUCUCAGCUGCAUGGCGGAGUAGCCGUGUCUACAGGCCACAUUCAGUGUGGUCAAGAAGUUGCAAGUUGACAAAUGAAAAGAGUGCUACAAAAUACUUCUUGAAGGCAAAACUUGUUUGUCAAUUGGAUUUCAUUUGUUUAUGUCUCGAUUAUUACUUCAUCAACAUUAGCGUCGGUGUAAUAUUUGAAUGCAAAGUGCUUCAGAUUUGCUGAUCAUUUUUACAAGCAAUUAGUGACAUAAUAUUAUUAUGAAGUAAUAGCUAUAGAAAAUAACCAGUAUCCACUGUGGCAUGAGAAAGAAAGGAUUGCAUGAAAGAAUUGAAGUAACAGUUGCCAUUGCUCAAUAAUCAGUAAGGGGUGGGUUCUUUGUUUUUUUUUGUUUGUUUAUAAUUUCUCUUUAUCUAAGAAUCUCUUUCUUUAAAAAAUGUAAGAUGCAUCUUUCAAAGGAGAAGUCACUUAUUCCAUUAGAUAAGUUUGUUUAUGAUGAUAUCAUUUGUCACACUUUGAAUACAAAAUGCAAAUUUCCCACAAAUGUCAUAAAAAUGAAAUCUCUGAAGCUUAAUGAUUAAAGUAUAAUCGCAAUUGUAUAAAUAAAAGCAAGUUUAAGUUUUGCUUACUUUACGAGACUGUAAUAUAUGCGCAAUACGGGCAAUAUGCAAAUGAGGUUACCAAUAAUGUGACGCACACACACUAUGUUUGAAAAAAAAAUAUUUCUAUAAUGUUACUCUACAUGUUCAGGGGGGACAUGGGGGAAUUGAAUCUUGUUCCACUUUACAAUGAGGAAAAAUUUAAACAUUUUUUUAUCUCACGUAACAAAAUACAGAAAAAAAUAGUGAGUGGAUGACCCCAUGAA
Molecule: messenger RNA, 1652 nt
Organism: Lytechinus variegatus (green sea urchin)
Lineage: Eukaryota; Metazoa; Echinodermata; Echinoidea; Temnopleuroida; Toxopneustidae
Exons: 9
Coding region: 1-822 (273 amino acids)
Source: RefSeq, a predicted model, not a curated record